Bipolaris sorokiniana ND90Pr is the source of this 1151-nucleotide messenger RNA. RefSeq lists its product as uncharacterized. Lineage: Eukaryota; Fungi; Ascomycota; Dothideomycetes; Pleosporales; Pleosporaceae. The record is from RefSeq and is a predicted model, not a curated record. The transcript is spliced from 2 exons. Bases 64 to 999 code for a protein of 311 amino acids.
AGGGAAAAAUCUCACCAAAACGUACUUUUAGUAAAGCAGAAUUAUUGGUUGCUACGUGUUACCAUGGAUUCGGACUCGGAAUCAGAAUUGAUGGAGAACCCUCGAGACUUUGCGCAAGUCCUGCAGCAUCUUCUUAUGCAACAAAUUCAAGAGUACCAAGAAACGCAAGCUAGAAAACCAAAGGAACCUAGUCCAAUUGUAGAGGAAAAAAAAUCGGCUCUUCGUCCUUUGUCACCACGUGAAUGUCAUUCCCUCUGCACCAGCGUGCACCAGGCUCUGCCUCGCGAGAUUAGAGACAUGAUAUACGGAUACAUACACGCUCACGAAACCAUCUACGUUGGACCCGAGUACUUUGAAAAAACAACUGUGCCAUGCGAAUCAGACGCAAAAGCACAUUACUGGAGUGCCCAGUAUGUGGGAACCGAGAUGCAGAGAGAAAUGAUUGAAAGCUGGUACCGUACGACACUAUUCUAUUUCUACGACAAGGGAAACAACAGCAGAGUUAUUGAGAGGUUUCUUGUUACCGAUCGAUGGGGCCACGACAUCAAACCGCAGGAUCUCAUCUGCCGUGCUCGUGUCGAACUGAGCGUGGAGGAACGCUUGCAUACCAAGUACAAGGAAAGGCCCUGCUGCGUUGUCAAAGACGCAGGAGGGAAGCUCACGAGUGUGUUCAAACUUUUCCAUCAAUUGCCAAAUCAUGUCGAGUUUUUCAUGCGUGUCCAAACAUACGACGCGCCCCAUACUGGAUGCAUGAGUGCGUCGGAGUUGUGCGGCGCUAUUCAUGCUCUAGUCGAGGAACUGGUGACUUUGCAUUCUAUGGGACAUCGAGUUGUUGUUCAGUGGCCAGACUUGAACAAUGUUGAGCUUUCGUGGAAGAAUGGUGCAUUCAAGGCGAGUGAGUGGACGAAGCAGCUGGUGCAGGCGGCACCUAUGAAGCUAAAUUAUAAGUAUGCGAUGCCGGAAUCGAGUGCUGGAGAUGUGUCGCAGACUACUGAAUGAUUCGAAAGUCUUGAGACGGGGUCGGUUGGCAGGGCAACAGGCAGGCUUUUAGUGGAGUGAAAGCGAGAAUGAUCUAGAUGGGCGUAUUCCCCAUAUCCAGCAAGUGCUUAUUUCAUACUAGCGUCGAUUAGUAUAUCACAAGCAGUUAGGUG